AUGCGAAAGCAGCAAAGCGAAAAGCAGCAAAGCAAAAAGCAACAAAGCGAAAAGCAACAAAGCGAAAAGCAGCAAAGCAAAAAGCAGCAAAAAGAUGAGGAGAAAGCUAAUAAAAGUGUUAAUAUAUUUAAUUGCACUUCAAAUAGUUCAGUUCGUACUAACUUGAUUUUGGAAGAUAUAGUAAAUUUACAAGAUCCAAUCUUUCAAGAAAGAGAUAUUCUAUACGAAACUUCAAAUGAUAAUCUAAAUAAUAAUAUUGAAAACAGCAUCAACAUAGAUUUAAAUCCUGAAGAACUCAUUGAUACUAUUUUGAACAAUGAAUUAGAUUAUUAG
Messenger RNA from Racocetra persica, 333 nucleotides. The record is from the annotation of a GenBank genome assembly. Lineage: Eukaryota; Fungi; Glomeromycota; Glomeromycetes; Diversisporales; Gigasporaceae.